AUGGCGACUGCAGACGCUAGUAGCAGCGAUGGCAAAGGGCGAGAGGGCGAGUCCUCUGUCACCUAUUACCGGUUGGAGGAGGUGGCGAAGCGCAAUUCCUCGAAGGAAAUAUGGAUGGUGAUCCACGGGCGAGUCUACGAUGUCACCCGCUUCCUUGAUGAGCAUCCCGGUGGAGAGGAAGUGCUGCUGGAACAAGCAGGUGCAGAUGCAAGUGAAAGUUUUGAAGAUGUAGGCCACUCCUCUGAUGCCAGAGAAAUGCUGAAGCAGUACUAUAUUGGUGAUGUCCAUCCGAGUGACCUUAAAAAGAAACCAAACAAGGACACUCCGAAAAUUAAUGCCUGCAAAAGUUGCUGGUCAUACUGGAUUUUACCCAUCAUCAGCGCUGUUCUCCUAAGCUUCCUCUAUCGUUACUACACGUCGGAAAGCAGAUCGUCCUGA
Messenger RNA from Elephantulus edwardii (Cape elephant shrew), 438 nucleotides. RefSeq names its product cytochrome b5 type B-like. Gene Ontology annotation, molecular function: heme binding. The transcript is spliced from 5 exons. Bases 1 to 438 code for a protein of 145 amino acids. Lineage: Eukaryota; Metazoa; Chordata; Mammalia; Macroscelidea; Macroscelididae. Gene Ontology annotation, cellular component: mitochondrial outer membrane; intracellular membrane-bounded organelle. The record is from RefSeq and is a predicted model, not a curated record.